CCUCCCGCCGCCGCCAUGUCGGUGGUGGGCAUCGACCUGGGCUUCCAGAGCUGCUACAUCGCCGUGGCCCGCGCCGGGGGCAUCGAGACGGUGGCCAACGAGUACAGCGACCGCUGCACCCCGGCUUGUGUUUCUUUUGGACCGAAGAAUCGUUCCAUUGGAGCUGCGGCUAAAAGCCAGGUUAUUUCAAAUGCAAAGAACACGGUGCAGGGGUUCAAAAGAUUUCAUGGCCGGGCAUUCUCAGAUCCCUUUGUCCAGGCUGAAAAGCCCAACCUUGCAUAUGAAGUGGUGCAGCUGCCGACAGGCUCAGCGGGGAUCAAGGUAACGUAUAUGGAGGAAGAGCGAAGUUUCACCACCGAGCAGGUGACUGGAAUGCUCUUGUCCAAACUAAAGGAAACUGCGGAAAGUGCGCUAAAGAAGCCGGUCGUUGACUGUGUUAUUUCAGUUCCUUGUUUCUAUACAGACGCAGAGAGAAGAUCAGUAUUGGAUGCCACACAGAUUGCUGGUCUCAACUGCCUGCGAUUAAUGAAUGAAACUACUGCAGUGGCCCUUGCUUAUGGAAUCUAUAAACAAGACCUACCUGCCCUAGAAGAGAAACCAAGAAAUGUAGUUUUUGUUGACAUGGGACAUUCUGCCUAUCAAGUUUCUGUGUGUGCAUUCAACAAAGGAAAACUGAAAGUCCUUGCCACUGCAUUUGAUUCAACCCUGGGUGGUAGGAAGUUUGAUGAGGUGUUAGUGAAUCACUUCUGUGAAGAAUUUGGAAAGAAGUACAAACUAGAUAUAAAGUCCAAAAUCCGGGCACUCUUACGACUCUCUCAGGAAUGUGAAAAACUAAAAAAAUUAAUGAGUGCUAAUGCCUCUGACCUCCCUAUGAACAUAGAAUGCUUCAUGAAUGAUGUUGAUGUAUCUGGAACUAUGAACAGGGGCAAGUUUCUGGAGAUGUGUGAUGGUCUCUUAGCUAGAGUGGAGCCACCGCUUCGCAGUGUUCUGGAACAAGCCAAGUUAAAGAAAGAGGAUAUUUAUGCUGUGGAGAUCGUCGGAGGUGGUACGAGAAUCCCCGCUGUAAAAGAGAAAAUCAGUAAAUUCUUUGGGAAAGAAAUCAGCACAACUUUGAAUGCAGAUGAAGCAGUCACCCGAGGCUGUGCGUUGCAGUGUGCCAUCUUGUCCCCUGCUUUCAAAGUGAGAGAGUUUUCCAUCACUGAUGUUGUGCCGUAUCCAAUAUCUCUAAGAUGGAAUUCUCCAGCAGAAGAAGGGUUAAGUGACUGUGAAGUCUUCCCUAAGAAUCAUGCAGCUCCUUUCUCUAAAGUCCUCACAUUCUACAGAAAAGAACCCUUCACUCUUGAAGCUUAUUACGGAUCUCCCAAGGAUUUGCCGUACCCAGAUCCUGCUAUAGCUCAGUUUUUGGUUCAGAAAGUGACUCCCCAAACGGAUGGAUCCAGUUCGAAAGUGAAAGUGAAAGUUCGUGUCAAUGUACAUGGUAUUUUCAGUGUGUCCAGUGCAGCCCUAGUGGAAGUUCAUAAGUCUGAUGAAAGUGAAGAACCCAUGGAAACUGAUCAACAUGCAAAGGAAGAAGAGAAGAUGCAAGUAGACCAGGAAGAGCAGAAACCUGAGGAGAACCAGCAGCAAACACCAACUGAAAAUAAAGUCGAGUCUGAAGAAAUGGAGACCUCCCAGGCUGGAACGAAAGACAAAAAAAUGGACCAACCACCUCAAGCCAAGAAGGCCAAAGUGAAGACCAGUACAGUGGAUCUCCCUAUUGAAAAUCAGCUGCUGUGGCAAAUAGGAAGAGAUAUGCUAAAUUUGUAUAUUGAAAAUGAGGGCAAAAUGAUUAUGCAGGAUAAACUGGAGAAAGAACGGAAUGAUGCCAAGAAUGCAGUGGAAGAGUAUGUAUAUGAAAUGAGAGAUAAACUCAGUGGUGUAUAUGAGAAGUUUGUUAGUGAAGAUGAUCGUAACAGUUUCACUUUGAAACUGGAAGAUACUGAAAACUGGUUGUAUGAAGAUGGAGAAGACCAGCCCAAGCAAGUGUAUAUUGAUAAACUAACAGAACUGAAAAAUCUGGGUCAGCCUAUUAAGGCACGGUUCCAGGAGUCUGAAGAAAGACCAAAAGUAUUUGAAGAACUAGGGAAACAGAUCCAGCUGUAUAUGAAAAUAAUCAGUUCUUUCAAAAACAAGGAAGAACAAUAUGAACACCUGGAUGAAGCGGAUGUGUUGAAAGUGGAGAAGAGCACAAAUGAGGCUAUGGAAUGGAUGAACAACAAAUUAAAUCUACAAAACAAGCAAAGUCUUACUGUGGACCCAAUCAUAAAGACCAAGGAUGUGGAAGCUAAAAUAAAAGAGUUGGCAAGUCUUUGCAAUCCUAUCGUUACCAGACCCAAACCUAAAGUGGAACUCCCAAAAGAGGAGAAAAAUGCCGAACAAAAUGGACCAGUAGAAGGAAAUGGAGAGAAUGGUCAAGAGGCCCAGGCAGCCGAGCAGAAAGCCAACUCGACCGCUCCUGCAGAUUCAGAAAAGAAACUUCCCGAGAUGGACAUUGAUUGAUUCCAGCACUUGUUUAUAUUAAAACAGACUAUAAUAAAGCUUUAAGUUGUCAACUUAUUCUAAUUCUGAACUAGAGCAAAUGAAUAUUACAAAUUUCUUAUAGUAAUUUUUUAGGGAUUUUGGGGGGUGCAGUUCAAUGUGUCAAGCAGUUUGACUUCUAAAUAGCUUACUUACACAAUCGUGUGCAUUGUAUCUCUUCUGAUGGUUGUACUUUGGAACCCACUGCUUACUGGAUUUACGGAAGCAGCGUAGUUGUUUCGGCCCAAUUAAAAUCUGGAGCAACAUAGAUGAGUUUGUUUUGGGAAAGUGACCGGUCAAAACAAGCUAAAUAACCACCUUUAAGGAUCCUCUAGGGUAAAAGUUGCGGUAAUUCUUCAGAAUCUGCUGUGGCAGAAGCUGACAAGCUGUGGUUAUUUAAUAUUUUUUCUCCGUCUCUCUCCCCUUUCGGCAAAAUCACCAGACCUUCGUUUCGUGUUUGUUUGCUCUAUAGAGACGAUCUUAACUGAUUCAGCCACAGCAGAUGGCAUUUUACUCCACUUGCUUGGACGGUAGAGCAGCAGAGGCCGUGUCCCUCUACGGAGGGAAUGGCGUCCCGUGGGUUUUCAGACCUACCGAGUGCCAAGCUGAACCAAUACACUCCACCGGUCUAAACCCAUUUCAGUAUCUGAUGUACAAACCAAUAGUUAAUGUCCGUCCGUCUGAAACUAGUAGCGUAGAAUCUUGAUCAACUUGUGUGAAUUGUAAAUUUUUGUCCCUGCUGACUUAAGUUUUAGUUUGAGAACUUAAACUGUUAGCGGCUUGCUCCGACUUGCUGGGGGGAGGGACGUUAUCCUAUCUGUAAAGUCUGCUGGGAAGUGCCGCUCAGUGUCUGAAAAGGUGAAGUGAUGGAAGUCACGUUGCACUGCGAGACUUGCCAGUUCUCGUGAGCUCACGCGCCCGGUGACUUCAUAGAAGAUUAACUGACAAACCUGAAAAAUGCUUCCGUUGGAUGUUAGAAAUGGAACACCCUUACAGGCUGUACAGGAAAUAAAUGCACUGGAUUGUACUGGAUGAUCUUUAAAUUAAUGAAAGGAAUUUGCCACCCCUCUGGACGGGGCCUGACUUUGAUGUUGUCAUCGUUAAGGCGCUGACUUGCUGCUUUUGUUGUGCGUUCUUUCUGGAAGAUAUUCAUUAAAUUCAGUAGCAAAAGUA
Messenger RNA from Ornithorhynchus anatinus (platypus), 3729 nucleotides. It is a transcript of the gene HSPA4, whose product is annotated as heat shock protein family A (Hsp70) member 4. The transcript is spliced from 19 exons. Gene Ontology annotation, cellular component: cytosol; nucleus. Gene Ontology annotation, biological process: protein folding. The record is from RefSeq and is a predicted model, not a curated record. Lineage: Eukaryota; Metazoa; Chordata; Mammalia; Monotremata; Ornithorhynchidae. Bases 16 to 2538 code for a protein of 840 amino acids. Gene Ontology annotation, molecular function: ATP-dependent protein folding chaperone; ATP binding.